Drosophila bipectinata is the source of this 2169-nucleotide messenger RNA. RefSeq names its product eukaryotic translation initiation factor 2B subunit epsilon (gene eIF2Bepsilon). Gene Ontology annotation, cellular component: eukaryotic translation initiation factor 2B complex. The record is from RefSeq and is a predicted model, not a curated record. Gene Ontology annotation, molecular function: translation initiation factor binding; guanyl-nucleotide exchange factor activity; translation initiation factor activity. Lineage: Eukaryota; Metazoa; Arthropoda; Insecta; Diptera; Drosophilidae.
UAAAAACAUUAACGUGUGGCAAAGACACUAGCCGAGGGUUUUAUUUUGUUCAGCAAAUAUAAGCCCGAGAACAUGGCCCAAUUUGAGAAAGAAAUAGUGCAGGCAAUUCUGAUAGCCGACAACAACGUGUGGAACUUCAAGCCGCUCUCGGACGAGGGCUCCACGGCACUGCUCCCGCUGGUCAACGUAAAGAUGCUGGACUAUGCUCUGAUCGCCCUGAAUCGUAGUGGGGUGGAGGAGGUCUUCGUGUAUGCCAGCCUCUACCUGCAAGACAUUCGGGACCACAUCAAGGCCGGCAUUGCCACGUACGCCUCCUGGUCCUUCAAGAUGACCGUCCAUGUGAUCGGCGGGGAGGGGUGUCGCUGCUUCGGCGAUGCCAUGCGCGAUUUGGACGCCAAGGCACUCAUUCGGGGCAACUUCAUACUGCUGGGCGCUGACACGGUUACCAAUGCCGAUCUGCGCCCAGUCCUGGAGCAGCACAAGCGACAGGCCAAGUUCGACAAGGGCACGGCCGCCACUCUGGUCUUCAAGGAGUGCUCCAACAACGUCCGCAUCGGCAACGAGGUCCUGAUCGCCGUGGACAAGCGCAACGACCGCCUGCACUACCACCAGCGCCUAAAGACUCACCAGAAGGAGUCGCGCUACCAGAUCCCCCUGGACGUCUUUCUGGGCAACUCGUGCGUGGCCCUGCACCAUAACCUUCUGGAUCCCCAAAUCGCCAUCGGUUCCCCGUCCAUGCUGUCCCUGUUUAGCGACAACUUUGACUUCCAGACGCGCGACGACUUUGUGCGCGGGCUGCUGAUUAACGAGGAGCUGCUGGACAGCAGGAUAUACGUAGCGCUGCUGCCGGACGCCCAAUACGCCCACCGGGUCAACAGCUGGCCGGCCUAUCAGCUCGUGUCGCGGGACAUCAUCAAUCGCUGGGCGUAUCCCCUGGUGCCCGACAUGGGAGUCUACAAGCUGCAGCAGCAGUACGUCUUCCACAAGGACAACAUCUACAAAAGCCACGAGGCCUUCGUUUCGAAGGUGUCGCUACAGGAGAACGUGGUCAUCCAGGCCGGAAGCCACGUGGAGGCGGGAACCGUGAUCAGCGACAGUGUGAUCGGAGGCAACUGCCGGAUUGGAAAGAACUGCCGCCUGAACAACGUCUUCCUGAUGGCCGAUGUCACGGUCAAGGAGAACUGUCGCCUGGAGCACUGCGUUGUGGGUGCGGGCGCCAUCGUGAACGAAGACUGCGAGGUGAGUGGAGGCUGUGUCCUGGGCGACAAGAGCGAGCUGCCCGCCAAGACGAAGAUAACCGCAUCCCUGAUAACCAGCACUCCCAGCACUCAGAAAGUCGACGAGCUUGAGGGUGACGAGGUGGAACUGGAGUCCCUGGGACCGAAGGCCUUUAUCGUCAACGAUCUGUCGACUGGAGAUCCCGAGGAGUCCGACGGUGAUGACUUCCUGCCGCAGACAAUGCUGACUAUUCCCAAAAUGGGCGACCGACUGGCGGGUCUGGACGAGAUCAGCUACUGCAGCGACCUGAGCGAUGACGAUGAUGAUGCCUCGCGUGCCGUGACGCCCCUGGCCGAUGACACCAAUAUUUUCCUGGGCGAAGUGAUCGAUUCGUUGACCCGCGGCUUCCGGGAGAAGUCGAAUCCGGACUUCCUGAUUCUCGAAAUCAACUCCUCGCGCUAUGCCUACAACAUGUCCCUCAAGGAGGUCAACUUCAACGUGGUGAAGGCCAUCUUCGGCAUGCAGACUAUAGUGGAGCCGGCCAACGAUAAUGUCCUGGUGGCCAUCAACGCCGCCUUCAAGCAGCUGGGCCCCGUGGUGUCCAACUACAUCAAGAGCGAGGACGCCAUGCUGGACUGCCUCAAGGCCCUGGAGGAUGUAUGCGAGGAGAAUCCUCUAGUGCGAGAGAAGAUCUCUCAGGUUGUUCACUACCUCUACGACAAGGACUUUGUCUCGGAGGACGCCAUCCAGGCCUGGUACGGUCAGCUGGACGAGGAGGAGCACGGCCAGCUGCGCCAGAGCCUGGCCAAGCUGGUCGAGUGGCUGGACCAGUCCAGCGAAGAGGAGGACGACGACGACGACGAGGAUGAGGAUGAGGAUUAGGCCAAGCCUGAGGACUUUUGAUACAAAUACUUUUCCGAGGAUAAUUAAUAAAAAAAAGGGAAACUCAAA